CCAAAUCGGGGUGGGGGGGUCGGGGGGGGCGCUGAAGCGCGCACGGGUUGCAGGGCAGGCAGGAGGCAGGCGGAGAGCGACGGCGGCGGCCAGGCCAGCCCGGGCCGGGAGAGCCAGAGGAACCCGAGGGCGGCGCGGGACGGACGAACGGACGGACAGACUGACGGACGGGCGGGCGGGGCAUGAGCCUCCCUGGAGCACGACAGGUUCUCAGAGGUUCCUGGAUGAAACAGGCCUGAGGCAGGCAGAGGCAAACAGGAAGUGCUGACCCAGUGCUGCUGGAGAAGGACACUCCCCGGCCGCCUUGCUCUCUCACGGGAAUCCUCCAGGGGAUGUCCAGCUGAGUGACUGCCUGAGCCCGGGGGGCCUCCGAGGGUGACCUCUGGGCUUGCGUCCCGCCCGGGGACUGGCCCGGAGUCCGUGGAAGAGGACAGCCCAGCCUGGCCCCUUCUGCCUCCUUUCGUUGUCAUCGAAGCCCCCCCAUUCGCCACGCUGCAGUGCGGCCCGCCCGCCCCCCGGCGCCUCCCCCCUUCCCCGCCGGGCCCUGCCCUGCCGCCCCCCUGUCCCGGGGCUCUCCCGCCCCCCGGCAGAAGGCGGACGGCCAUGAAGCUCCACGCCGUGAUGGAGAAUCUCCUGCAGCGGCAGCAGCGGGCCCGGCAGGAGAUGGAGGCCCGGCAGCAGGCCCCGGAGCCGCCGGGGCCCACCCCGCCGCAGGGGCCUGGGCCCAACGCUGAGGACGGCGAGCCGGAGAGCGUGCGCAUCCAGCGGGCCCAGAUGGCGGCCCUGGCGGCCAUGCGGGCAGCAGCCGCCGGCCUGAGCCAUGCCCCCAGCCCGGGCGGCUCCGAAGAGAGUCCCAUGUCCGGCGAUGAGGAGGAGGAGGACGAGAUAGAAGAAGACGAGGCUGCCCCGGCCCCUCCUGCACGGGCAGAUGAGCCGGCCCAGGGGGCAGAGGGCAGCCAUGGGCGCUUCCAGGAGCUCGUCUCGGAGGAGGAGGAAGAAGAGAUGAAACAAAAAUGGGAAGAAGAAGACUUUGAGGAGGACCCCGGGGAGGAGGAAGAGGAAGAGGAGGAAGAGGAGGAGGAAGAUGACUAUGAGGAAGAAGAGGAGGAGCUGGGAGAGGAAGGGAUAGGUCCGGCCGGCCGGGCCAGGCUGGGCACCGGCUCCCUGCUCCCUCGGAAGCCACCGGCUCCCCAGCCCUUCCUGGGCGAUCCGUCUCGGUUACUGGGGGGCCAAGACCGCCUAGCUGCAGGACUCACCCACCCGGGUACCUCUCAGCUCCCGCCUCAACCGCAACCCCCCGACCAUGGGGACUGGACGUACGAAGAGCAGUUUAAACAGCUAUAUGAACUGGAUGGGGACCCCAAGAGAAAAGAAUUCCUGGAUGACCUCUUCAGCUUCAUGCAGAAACGAGGGACCCCGGUGAAUCGGAUCCCCAUCAUGGCAAAGCAGGUCCUGGAUUUGUACAUGCUCUACGUGUUGGUGACCGAGAAGGGUGGCCUGGUAGAGGUGAUCAACAAGAAACUCUGGAGGGAGAUCACCAAGGGUCUCAACUUGCCCACCUCCAUCACCAGUGCUGCCUUCACCCUUCGGACGCAAUAUAUGAAAUACCUGUAUCCCUACGAAUGUGAGAAAAGAGGGUUGAGCAACCCCAGUGAGCUACAGGCUGCCAUCGACAGCAACCGGCGGGAGGGCCGCCGACAGGGCUUCGGAGGCUCCCUCUUUACCUACUCUCCAGGAGGGGCCCACGGCAUGCUGUCCUCCCCCAAGCUGCAGGUGGCCCCCCUGGGCCUGCCAGCCAAUAGCAACGGAGGUGCCAUUGCCCCAACUCAGAAGAUCAAAAAAGAGGAAGACUCUUCCAUUCCCAUCACGGUGCCCAGCCGCCUGCCUGUCUCCCUGGCAGGCCACUCUGUAGUGGCGGCCCAGGCGGCUGCCGUGCAUGCAGCUGCAGCACAAGCAGCCGUCGUGGCCCAGGCUGCAGCCCUGGAACAGCUGCGGGAGAAGCUGGAGUCCGGUGAGCCCCCGGAGAAGAAGAUGGUCCUGGUGGCAGAUGAACAGCAGAGACUGAUGCAGCGAGCCUUGCAGCAAAACCUCCUGGCCAUGAGUGCCCAGCUGCCAAUGAGCAUCCGCAUCAAUAGCCAAGCAUCAGAGAACCGCCAGGACUCGGCCAUGAACCUGACCAGCACCAAUGGCACCAACAGUAUUAGCAUGUCCGUGGAAAUCAACGGUAUCAUGUAUACAGGGGUGUUGUUCGCUCAGCCUCCAGGCACACCAGCCUCUGUCCCAGCCUCUACUCACAACAAAGGUGGCAACAGCAAUACCAACAGCAGCAAUACCAACAGCAGCAGCAGUAGCAGCCGGGGCGGGCCUGGCACGGGCGGCGCGGGCAGCGGAGGUGGCGGCGGCAGUGGCGGCAGUGGUGGUGCUCAGGCUGGGGCAGCGGGUCUGUCUGUCCCUCCAGCUUCUACCUCGAAUAACUCUUUGCCUUAAGCCGCCAAAGGGGCCUAGCCUGCCCCCCUCUUUCUCUCUCUCUCUCUUUCUCUUUCUCUUUCUCACCCACAUGCUGAGCCCAUUGGACUGGUGGGGUGGGGGUGGGAAACGGGGGCCCCAGGUGAGGGUGAGCAAGGGAGGAAUGGGGGAGCAGAAGAGGCCGGGGAAGAGAGAUCAAAAACAGGGAGUUAGAGCUGACGCCCCAAGACAGAUACACACAUCCCAGGAAAUCUAUAAAGAGAAUUGAAUAAAACCGGGGGAAAAGAGAAGGAACACUUGAAUUUCUCCGGGUUUGGGACCCUGUAGAGCAUCAGGAGAAAGAGAGAGGGAAAUUAGGGAGAGGAGAAACUAAAGAGACUUUUCCCAGUGGCUUUAUUGUAUCCCCCAAGGGACCCAGCUACCCAGGAACCAUGGGGGUUCAGGUUUUUAUCAGUUGCUUUGUCAAUUCAACACUGUUUACCUCA
Messenger RNA from Monodelphis domestica (gray short-tailed opossum), 2951 nucleotides. It is a transcript of the gene ARID3A, whose product is annotated as AT-rich interaction domain 3A. Lineage: Eukaryota; Metazoa; Chordata; Mammalia; Didelphimorphia; Didelphidae. Gene Ontology annotation, biological process: regulation of transcription by RNA polymerase II. Gene Ontology annotation, cellular component: nucleus. Gene Ontology annotation, molecular function: DNA binding. The record is from RefSeq and is a predicted model, not a curated record.